UCAAAAUUACACUUCGUCUUUUUCCUUCACAUUAUUCGGAGAGAGAAUUAAAGAAGGCACCUUAUCAUCUUUGGGGCUGCUCUGCAAGUUGACAUUUAACACCCAACACUAACCGCCAACAGAAAAUCUUCUGAGAAAUUUUCCCAAAUUAUUUUUUUUUCUUUCUUUCAUUUCCAAUCAUACUUCUUUUCUAUCUAUCACCGGUGAAGAAAAUAUUGAGAAAAAUGAUGCAUUAAUAGUUAGAGCUGCUUACGUUUUUUGAUAAUUGAAAAACGGAGAGCGCUCGUAGGAGAAAUUGAACCCACGAUUUUAACAGUUUGCUGCAGAGCGUUUUUGUUUAUGUUAGUUCGUUGUGAGAGCUGCUUACUUAUUUGACAAUUGUCUUUGUAAUACAGUUAUUAGCAUGCUUAUGGCGGCGGUUGCUAUUUUAUUAUGUCUUAGUUGUUGAGUCGUUUUUGAUCUGUAAAAUUGAGAAAAAGAUGAAUCAUUUUGUUCCGGAUUUCGAAAUGGACGACGAUUGUGCUAUUCCGAAUUCUUCGGCGUUUGCUCGUCCGAGAAAAUCAAUCCCGUCUGCGGCGGCGGAGGAUGAAAUUAUGGAGCUGUUAUGGCAAAACGGUCAGGUAGUAGUGCAAAGUCAGACGCAAAUGUCGAUGAAGAAACAACCACAACCGCCGUCUCACCACCACGACGCGGUGGAGCAAACAAACCCUAGAGAACAUAAUAAUAAUAAUAAUAAUAAUAAUAAUCUUUUUAUUCAAGAAGAUGAGAUGGCUUCGUGGCUUCAUUAUCCGCUAAAUGAUUCGAAUUUCGAUCAAGAUUUUUGCGCCGAUUUUCUUUAUCCGCCGUCCUCAGCCGCGCCUGCCGCUUGUGUUACUUCCACCACCACAGCUAAUACUAGCGCCGCUCAAGUCCGGACACAGCAGCUGGCUACUGCAACAGCUUCUAGACCGCCGAUUCCACCGAUGAGACGACCGGAGGCGGUGCAAAAUUUCGCCUACUUUUCAAGACACAGAGCUAGAGCUGGCGGUACUCACGCCGAAGAAUCUGGACCAUCUAAUUCAAAACCAGUGGCGAGAGAGUCAACGGUUAUUGACUCGAGUGUAACGCCGGCUCCGAUGAUAUCAGAGUCGAGAAUUUCAGAGGCGGCGGUUGGGAGAUGCACUCCCGGCGGUGCGGUACUCGGUGAUAACAGAGAGAUGAUAUGCGAGAUGACGGUGACGUCAUCUACCGGUGGUUCUAGUGCAAGCGCGGAGCCGUCAACGACGGUGAUGAAACAAACGGCGGCGGAGGAUAGGAAACGGAAAGGAAGGGAAGAAGAAACGGAAUACUAUCCGAGCGAGGAUGUUGAAUUUGAAUCUGCAAAUGGAAAGAAACAAGCAAGAGGAUCAACAUCAACAAAGAGAUCUCGCGCUGCAGAAGUUCACAACCUUUCAGAAAGGAGACGGCGUGACCGAAUAAAUGAAAAAAUGAAAGCGCUGCAAGAGCUUAUACCUCGAUGCAACAAGUCAGAUAAAGCUUCUAUGUUAGAUGAGGCAAUUGAAUACCUGAAAUCUCUUCAGUUGCAAGUACAGAUGAUGUCCAUGGGAUGCAGCAUGGUCCCGAUGAUGUUUCCCGGCAUUCAGCAUUAUAUGCCACCAAUGGGGAUGGGGAUGGGCAUGGAAAUGGGAAUGAAUCGACCUAUGAUGCCAUUUCCCAAUGUUCUAGCUGGUUCGCCCCUGGCUGCAGCAGCUCACAUGGGUCCGAGGUUCCCUAUGCCAGCUUUUCAUAUGCCUGCUGAUCCAUCUAGAAUCCAAGGCGCAAACCAGUCAGAGCCGGCUCUAAAUGCAGUGAGCAUGCAGAACGUAAAUCAAGCACGAUUGCCACAUUUUGUCGAUCCUUACCAGCAAUACCUUAGUAUUCAGCAGAUGCAGAUAUCAGCAUCCCAGAACCAAACAAUAGUCCAGCCAAGUACCAGCAAGCCAAGUAGCAGUCAAGGAGUCGAUAAUCUUGAUAAUCACCAGUCAGGAACAUGACACAAUAGAAUGUUUGAUCAGCAAAAAAAAGAUUCAAAUCACGCGGCCCUGAGUUGUACAGCUGCACUGAUCUUCCAACAACCUUGUACUCAAGAAAAUGUCGCAAAUGAUGAUGGAACUUGUUGUGCUGUGAAGUUGAACUUAUGGGCAAAUCGCCCGUUGAGGUUUUGUAGUGUAAGAAGAGCAACAUCUCAGAGCAGCUUGUCUAAUAGAAAAGAUAACUCAGCUAACUUGUAAUUAUUAUACCAAUCCCAUAGUUUAAAUUUUAUUUUUGCCUUUUCUUUGUAUUUUCUGUGUAUUUUAGUCAGCCACCUCUAUUUAAUUUCGUUCCGAUUCGAACUAGGGACAGACAAACAGACAGACGAUGAAAGGAUAGAAUUCUAAUGAAUAUAAAACCAAUAAUGUUGAAUGA
This is a messenger RNA of Mercurialis annua (annual mercury), 2424 nucleotides long. RefSeq names its product transcription factor PIF1-like. Lineage: Eukaryota; Viridiplantae; Streptophyta; Magnoliopsida; Malpighiales; Euphorbiaceae. Gene Ontology annotation, biological process: regulation of DNA-templated transcription. The record is from RefSeq and is a predicted model, not a curated record. The transcript is spliced from 9 exons. Gene Ontology annotation, molecular function: protein dimerization activity; DNA-binding transcription factor activity. The coding region runs from base 480 to 2012 and encodes 510 amino acids.